This is a messenger RNA of Triticum dicoccoides, 1335 nucleotides long. RefSeq names its product chloroplast envelope quinone oxidoreductase homolog. The coding region runs from base 169 to 1179 and encodes 336 amino acids. Lineage: Eukaryota; Viridiplantae; Streptophyta; Magnoliopsida; Poales; Poaceae. The record is from RefSeq and is a predicted model, not a curated record. Gene Ontology annotation, molecular function: oxidoreductase activity. The transcript has 4 exons.
CAGGCCGUACGUGCACCCCAUUAUAAGAACUAGAGAGCCAACCAACUACUGCACGGGACAUGUGGUUAGCAAAAUCAAAAUUCAUAUAGAGAGCCGACCAACAACCCACCGUAUCAGCUAGCACACACAAACAGCCCUCACGAUGCUUCUUGGCCAUCUUCUUUGUCCAUGACCACCCCAACGACGACGCCAGCGAAGAUGCGGGCCGUGCUUUAUGACGCCUGCGGCGGAGGCGCCGCCAGCCUCAAGCAUGUAGAAGUCCCCGUCCCUUCAGCAAAGAAGAAUGAGGUCCUGUUGAAACUACAAGCUGCAACCGUGAAUCCACUUGACUGGAAGAUACAGAAAGGGGACCUGCGGCCUCUGCUGCCUCGUAGACUGCCUUUUAUUCCAGUGACUGAUGUCGCAGGAGUAAUUGUUGAUGUUGGUCCUGGAGUGAAUGGUCUCACAGCGGGUGAUCAAGUUGUCGCCAAGUUGAACUCUCUUAAUGGAGGUGGACUUGCAGAGUACGCGGUAGCACCCGCAAACCUGACUGUCAAAAGGCCAGCUAAGGUUUCUGCAGCUGAGGGUGCUGGCCUUCCCAUUGCUGCAGGCACUGCGCUCCAGGCGCUGAGGUCCAUUGGGGCCAAGUUUGACGGCACCGGCAAGCCUCUGAAUGUGUUGAUCACCGCUGCCUCCGGUGGUGUAGGCCUGUACGCGGUGCAGCUUGCGAAGCUGGCGAACCUUCAUGUCACCGCCACCUGCGGCGCCCGCAACAUGGAUCUUGUGAAGAGCUUGGGCGCGGACGAGGUGAUGGACUACAGGACCCCAGAGGGAGCGACCCUGCAGAGCCCCUUCGGCCGGAAGUACGACGGCGUGGUUCACUGCACCGUCGGUGUCAGCUGGUCGUCUUUCCAGCUGUUGCUGAGUGACGCCGGGAGAGUGAUAGAUAUCACCCCGAACUUGUCAGCCAUCCUCACAUAUGUGCUGCACAGGGUGACAUUCUCCAAGAAGCGCCUCGUGCCCCAGCUUCUCCUGUCCCUCAACAAGGCAGACCUGGAGUUCUUGGUCGGGUUGCUCGAGGAAGGCAAGCUGAAGACGGUGAUCGACUCGAGGUUCCUGUUGAGUGACGCAGGCAAGGCGUGGCAGAGCAGUAUCGAUGGCCAUGCCACUGGCAAGAUUGUCGUUGAGAUGGAGAGCUGAUCGUCGUCAAUGCUAUUAUUGCCAACGGACUUGCAUGCAGACAGUGGAGAGGAGGAAUACAUAGGAUGGAAUUAUACAGACUACUCAUUUGUACGUUUUUUUUUAGCAUCAGUACAGACACAAGCGCUCAUAUACACGCGCAUACACUCACCCCUA